GCACUGUAGCGGUUACGUUUGAAUCCCGGAUUCGAAAAUUGUAACGGUCGCUUGUGUUUUCUCCUGUCGGCAUGAUUGUUUACUGCGAUAGUUUUGUCUCGGAUUGAAUGGGAUAUAGAUUACCAAUAUUAGUCUUUUGUCUUGACAAGUGUCCCGCUAUAGUAUUUUGACGAUUGGUAGUACAACUUAGUGAAAUAUUUAUAUUAUUCGACGUGAAAACUGUGUAAAGCCGGCUGACGAUAUGGAUGCAUUCACUCAGCGAAUGUUGGAGCGUGCUCAAGCUCGAAGAGAGAAGUUAGACAAACAGCUUAACAGUGUUGGUGAACAAUCAGCAUCAAAAAAGAGAGCUCCAUUGAUUGAAAACAAUCAUGCAGCAAAUGAAAUGGACUUGCAAUCAAAAUGUGCUUCUCCAUCUCCAAGAAAAAGCAACAUAGCGACUAGGAAGAUGUCAACUGCUUCACCCAAGCGAACAUCAACAAGCGGCCGCAGAUUUAGUAAAUCCCCCAAGAAAGAAGCUACUUCACCUCCACCCCCACGUCAAGUUUCAGAAACUGAGUCUGAUGAAGAUGAAAGAGGUAUGCAGACUGAUUCUGACAGUGAAAGAGAGCUUGUUUCUGACGCAAGCAACUUUCAAGUGAAGGAAUCUAGAGAAAAGGCAGAUGGUGAUAGUGGGGCUGUUAUUACUGAUCAAGUUCGAUCUCGCCUCAGGCGCUUGGGAGCUCUCUAUUCUGAUUCUGAGCAGUUGUCAUCACCUAUUCAUCGUACUGAAAACAAUUUUUCUGCAGAACCUGCUUCACGGCCCACCCGUAACAAAUCUGCAACACGCUCAGCCCGUUUAGCUGCCCUUGCCAGUACAAUUAAUGAAUGGGAAGAUGACCUCAGCCAUCCAAGUGUGGCAACUGCCUCUGCUCGCGUCAAGGCUUCAGACUCACCUAAACCUGUUACAAGGUUUAAUGCAGCUGGAAGAAAACGAAAGUCAGUUGACAAGAAUGAACUGCAACCCACUGUCAGUAGCCCUGCUAAAAGUUUAGGGAGUUCAAUUAAUACCACUUCCAGCUCCAGAUUACCUGGUUUAAAGGCUACCAGGAAAUCUGGAGGAGGAUGCAGUCCAAAAGGGAAAAUACCAACAGAGGUAACAUCUCCCACCAAACAGUUGCAGUGGGACAAAGCCAUGCUUGAUAGCUUGGAGUCCCAGGGUUUUACCCGGUCUACUUCCAAUAGUCGACUUACAUAUGACUUUGAGGAAGGAAGUAAAGACUCCAGUAUUGAUUCAGAAGGGUUGCAAAAUUUGGAAGAAGAAGAAGAAGAUGAUCAUGAUGAGAGCCCAGCACGAAGCCCAUUGAAAAGGGAUAUUUGUAGCCCAUCAAAGAACUUCAAUAAGUUCACUAGCCCAUCUCGCAGCCCAAUGGUCAUGGGAGUAGCUCAACUUCGAAAUUAUGCUUCUCCCACAAAGCAGGCUCCUGGUAGCCCUAAGCAAGGCGCAGCUUCACCAGCUAAGACUCAAUUCAAAGUCAACCUCAAGCCGGUUAAUAUUGAUGUUUCUCAACCAGAGGGGUCAGUAUUACAAAGAGCUGCAAAAUACGAGUCUGAGGCUACUAGCCCAUCCAAGCGUCUUGCAAGGGAUCCAGCUGAGCUACCCCUCUCUGAGCGAAUGGCACUAUUUGAGAAGAACAAAGGGCCGUUACUGGUGCCCAAAGUUCCAUUUGGGGUACCAAUGCCUGCAAAACUACUGAAAGAGACAGAAUGUGCUUCUCAUCAAGCACGUAAAUCUCCUCAGCUAAUUCGCAAAUCACCCCCACAAACUCGAAAGUCUCCUCAGAAACCUUCAACAAGCUCAUGUCCUCCAAUCAAAGAACCAGUGAUGAAUCUGCCUAAAUCUCCAAGCAAAGUAGCUACUACAAUGAAACAAAAUAUUGAGGAGUCUGCUAUUCUUCGACGCUUGCAACUGUUUGAGGCUGGAAGAGUGGGUCUUGAGGAAAGUCCCAGCCGUCCCCAAAACCAGGCAGUUGCUGAGAGGCGGAAAGAGAUGGAGAUGCUUUCCAGUCGAUGGAAUCGCAACAAAGAGAUGGCAGUAGAUGAACCGAGUUCUCCCAAACCAAAGACUCAAGCUUCACCACUAAAAGCUUCUUUCAACAUGGUACCAGGAACCCCACCUCCGCCACCUCCUAUGCCUACUUUGCAGCCAUCAACUAAAUCGGCUUCACCUCGCCGUUCACCACGACGUCCUCCAACUCAGGAGGGUUACCCAGGCCUAACAGAAGUUAAAAAGAUCAAAGUUUCGCCACCCAAGCCAGGUCGCUUAUACCCAAGCCUUUCGGAUGUGGAAGCUACAACGGAAACCGAGGAACAAUCUAGUGGUGAACAGAGUUAUGAGGAUGCUGAAUCAAGUUUAGAGCCUGAAUCAGCUGAUAAUAGCUUUGGCAAAGACAUACUGGAGGCUGCAGAAAAAGUUCACUCAUCUUACAGAUCACAGAAGGAUUCCAUGGAUGAUGUUUCAAUCACUGAGUCUGCUGUGCUUAGAGAUAUGGAUGAUUUCCUUGAUGAGGCUCUUGAUAGUUCUGACGAAGAGCGAAGUUGUUCUCCUAAAAAGGCUCCGAUAACUCCCAGUAAAAAGUCUGACAGUUUUUACUACAAGACAUCUGUUCAGGAACCAGUUCCUGCACCUACUCUGGAACGCAAGUCACCGAGGCGAGCUUCUACUAAAUAUCGUGCUCCUCCUCCACCUGUUACACCUUCAACUACAUCUGAGGAGCAGCAACUACCACUGAUGCACACAGUCAGUUUUUACAGAAAGCAGCAGAAUAUGACACCUCGUACACCUGCUAAACAAGUUCAAACUCAAGGAUCCCCUGAAAAAUGUUUGGGCUCACGCAAAGAAGACAAUAAAGAACAUGAAAGAAAUCUUGUUGAAGUUCGAGUCAGAAAUCUCCUUGAUGAAGUUUCCAGACAGCAAACUGUCAUUUCCCAAGCCAGUCAAGCUCUUAAUUUGUGUAAUGCCACUGUUGAAUUCUCUGGUUCUGCUGAACAGGUUGAAGGGGAGAGAUUGUUGUUACUAUCUACACACAAACGCCAAGCCUCUCUCAAUGAGAUUCAGAGGUUGAAAGUGGAAGGUACCCUGCGUCCUCAAAACCCAUCUGGUCAUGACACAAGUAAUUUCUCAGAGCAUGGCACCCUUCACAUCAGUGAAAUUACCUUACCAGUCAAGCGUGAUUUUGUAAGAUCCAUUGCUGCUGAAGAUAAUAGCCAUCAUUUUGUGUGCCUUGCUAAAUGCCAAGAUGUCGUCCUGGCCACUUCUGUCCUGUCAAUCUCAAACACAAGGGAUUUGCAGGGUGGUCAGACUCUACGUUUUACCUCAUCUCUGACUCUCCCAGACCUAUACAGCAACUUCAGAGUUACUUUAGAAAUCUACACUAUGACCUGCCGUAAAGAAAUGCUUCCCCAUGAUGUGAAGUAUCACAUCAAUAAAAAGGAUUCUAAACAUCGCAUGACUCCCAAGAAACAAAAGCAAGACUCUCAUCUUUUGCGCCCCCCUAUUCAAUCACCAGCUGGCCCAGGAGCUGUGAGGUCUCCUCAGUUCUCUCUUAUUGGAUAUGUCAUUUUCUCUCUGCGUGAAAUUCAAAGAACGUCAUUUACUCUCAAUAAGGUACCGUAUACUAGUCCUCUUGAAGGAAGUGUUCAGCUUCACCUUAAAUGUGAUCUGUCAUUAGAUAUUGAACACAGAGGCUUUCUUACCAUGUAUGAAGUAGUUUCGGGAUAUGGUGCAUGGCAUAGGCGUUGGUGCCUUCUUAAAGGAGAAAUGUUGUCCUAUUGGAAGUAUCCUGAUCAUGAAAAGAAAGAGGUUCCAAUUGGUUCAAUUGAUCUGCGGUCUUGCAUAACUGAAAACGUGGGCCUGGUGACAAGGGAUCUUUGUGCUCGUCUGAAUACUUUUCUUCUUGAGACCUCUCGACCAGCUAAAUCAACUGAUGAAGAUUCACUAGACUUGGUGUGCAAAGGCAAUGUCACUCAUGUUCGGCACCUCCUGUCAGCUGAUACGAAAGAAGAGCGAGUUGACUGGUGCACUCAACUCAACAAAGCACUCACUGUAAUCCGUGCUUGGGGAAAGAACUGAACUUAGCUUUGGUUUGUUUUCUUUAUUGUCUGCCGGGAUAAUGAGGGACCAUUUACUUUUCCUGUACAUUGUCGUCAGUAAUUCUAUCAUAGUAAGAGACUUUAUCUGUACUCAAUUCACUAAUCACUAGUAUUGCAUGCAUUUAUAUGGGAUAACUCAGCUCUCUUGUACUAAUAUUUUUAUUAAGCUGUACAUAAUUUAAUUUAUCUUUGAAUGAUACUUACCUUGAACUUUGGUAUGUACCAUUUUCUUCUUGACUCUGUUUUACUAAUUGCUUCACAUUUCUAAUGAACUAAAUAAUUCUAGAAAGAGACACAAACAGUAUUAUUCAAGCUAAAUCACUUGUUAACAUUUUGUAGGACACCAUUUUCUCCUAUUCUGUUCUGUGUUUUCAUAUUAGAUCUUAAUAUCUUGACUUUCUUGUAAACUUCUUCACUAGGUCAAGGCUAUUAUUUUCUUUUAAUCAUUUUAAUUUGCUCUCUAUUAUGAGAAUCUCAUUUAGUUUUACAUUAGUUGCAGGUGUGGGAGGACAUAUGUCUAGUAGCUUUAUUCUAAACUUUUUAAAAAGCUGACUAACAUUGACAGACUGUAUUUACAUGCAAAGUUUAAAUUAACUCUUAUUUUAUCACUUUUUUUACAUGCAAGUGAUAUGUAAUAUUAAUAUAGUCCAGCAACCAGUCUAUGUAAAGGUUCACUGCACAGGUUUGCAGAGAUCUUAUACACAGUCUGGUGCAAAUAUCUA
Frankliniella occidentalis (western flower thrips) is the source of this 4850-nucleotide messenger RNA. Its product is annotated as anillin. NCBI's taxonomy places the organism in Eukaryota, Metazoa, Arthropoda, Insecta, Thysanoptera, Thripidae. The coding region runs from base 242 to 4108 and encodes 1288 amino acids. Gene Ontology annotation, biological process: actomyosin contractile ring assembly; mitotic cytokinesis; septin ring organization. The transcript is spliced from 20 exons. Gene Ontology annotation, cellular component: actomyosin contractile ring. The record is from RefSeq and is a predicted model, not a curated record.